CCAUUCUAGUUUUAUCUAAGAAAAUCCUUCUUAACAUUAGCCAACAACUCAACAUGAAAACUCUGACGAAAAAUGUAUUACAUGAUCAGACGGAGCUUGCCUUUCUUCUGCAAACUCCAGAAAUUAAGUCACUAUAAAAUAUCUACCAAGAGAAACACAGAUUGAACAAAAAGGGACUUAAACUGUUUAUGAUAUAUUUAUUUAUGUAUGAGCAAAUCAUGUACAGUAUAAAGCCAAAGAGUCCUAUUGUGACUAGAUAACAUCUGUAUGGUAACGAAAGGUGUCAAUGUCCAUGUGCAUUAACCACGUGAACUGCACCCGACGAGACACUCUUUUACAAGCAUUAACAACCAAAUCACAAAUCAUUCACCACUGCUGACAAAAUACUAUGGGUAGCAGAUUGUCUGAAGAUAUGGACGCACAUACACACACACACACACACACACACACACACACACACACACUUUAAACACAGACAUAAAACAACAGCAGUUUUUUAAUGACCAAAGUACAAGAUGCAUCUGACUUCCAGUUACCUUAACCUUUGAUAUCCCAUAAAAACUCAGCACGUAAACCAGGGAUUUUGUGGGAAGACACUGAGGAAAGUCUGUGUAUCAACAAAAAGCAUGAAGUUUGAAGAUCUAAUUACGGAGAUCAAUGGCUUCGGCAGGUUUCAGAAGAUGAUUCUUUGCAUCAGUUUUGUAGGACGAUUCACUAUACCAUGUCACUUUCUAUUAAGCAACUUUAUCGCCGCAGUCCCAUCUCACCACUGUGAUAUCAGCUUUCUGGAUGCUGAGGGAAUCUUUGGGAAUCUGAGUCGGGAGCAGAAACUGACUGUCAGUAUUCCAGCUCAGGAUGAUGGGACUCCUGCUUCUUGUCAUAUGUUCUCUUAUCCUCAGUUUCAUCUGUUGACAAACUCCUCCAGCAGCGCAGAACUUCCAGUAGUCCAGUGUCAGAAUGGAUGGGAGUAUGACAACAGCACGUUUAUCAGCACUCUUGCCACACAGUGGGAUCUGGUGUGUGAUAACAAAGGUCUGAAUAAAGCUGUGACCACCAUCUUCUUUGUCGGAGUGAUGUUUGGAGCAGCUUUUUUUGGAGGCAUGAGUGACAGAUUUGGCCGUAAGCCGAUGCUGCUGGUGUCCUUUAUAUCAGGAAUGGCUUUCACACUGGCCAGCAUCUUUUCUUCCUCCUUCAUCAUGUUUGCAGUGCUGAGAUUCUUUAGUGGAUUCACCAUCACCGGCAUUGUUAUCGUCUCAACCGUACUCAAUGUGGAGUGGGUGGACAUUCAGCACAGGAGACUUGUAUGUAUUAUUGACAGUAUGGCAUGGGCUGUUGGCAGCACCUCAUUGUCUCUUAUUGCAUUCUGUAUCAGAGACUGGAGAUGGCUUACAGUGGCUGUCACUUCACCUUUACUGUUAUCCACAAUCCUCUGGUGGUGGGUUCCAGAGUCAGCUCGCUGGCUGAUAGCCAAUGGCAAGGCUGAAAAAGCUCAUUAUUAUCUUCAUAAAUGCGCUGUCAUGAACUGCAAGGAGGAAGUUAUUUCAAGAAUCAAACCUGAGGCUCUCUCUAUAAUAGUUACAGAUGGGGGAAAGAAAAAUUAUUCAUACCUGGACCUUGUCAGAACCCCAAAGAUGAGGAGAUUGGCUCUGCUCACAGGGACCAUAUGGUUUUGUGUUGCCACUAUGACCUAUGGUAUAAGUCUCAACAUCACAGGCUUUGGACUAAAUAUGUACCUCACUCAGUUUGUGUAUGGAGCCAUUGAGGUUCCCUCUAAACUGAUGGUAUAUUACCUGCUGGAGAAGAUUGGCAGACGUAAAACUGAAGCAGGAGCUCAGCUGUUGGCCGGAAUCAGUCUCAUGAUUAAUAUAUUCAUACCCAAAGAUCAGUGGGUUGGUCGUACUGUGGUGGCAGUACUGGGUAAAGGUUUUGCAGUUGCUGCUUUUUGUACAAUUGUAUUAUACAGCUCGGAGCUUUACCCAACUGUCCUCAGGCAAAAUGGGAUGGGCUAUAACUCCUUCCUGGGGCGGCUGGGUGUGUCUGUGGCUCCUCUAGUCCUGCUGUUGGACAGUUUCUGGGGCCACUUCUCUCAGACCAUCCUGUGUUCUGUGGCACUCAUUGCUUCUCUGGUGGCCUGGCAGUUACCGGAGACACGAGACAGGUGUCUGCCUGAGACAAUCGAGGAUGUCGAGGGUCCUGGGAAAAAUCUCUUUAAAGGUCAAGACAAGCUGGAGGAUGAGGAGAAAACGAGAAUGAAUGAACACACGGAUGAGCACUGAGAUUGUGUGCACAUUGAAUUUUAAAUUUUUACCAGUUAUUAAGUGUCAUGUUCAGAUCCCAGGAGAGUAGAUGCGCACAAAAAAACAAAAAACAAAAAACAAAACAACUUGAACAAUUCCAAGGUCCUUUUAAAAUGUUUUAUUAGUUACAGAAGGAUUUACAACUUUCUCCAGUGCCAUGUAAUAAUUACAGAUAUUAUAAAUGGAGGCAUGAAUGAAUAAAUGAAAAUCUGAGUUUGUGUUUGUAAAA
Cyprinus carpio (common carp) is the source of this 2526-nucleotide messenger RNA. Its product is annotated as solute carrier family 22 member 7-like. Lineage: Eukaryota; Metazoa; Chordata; Actinopteri; Cypriniformes; Cyprinidae. Gene Ontology annotation, molecular function: transmembrane transporter activity. Gene Ontology annotation, biological process: transmembrane transport. The record is from RefSeq and is a predicted model, not a curated record.